ACACUGGGACGACGAGAUGGGCAAGUCAGGCAAGAAGCAUCACGGAGCGAGUCGCUUCGACGCUCACCAUCGCCGGCGCCUGAGCGAGGAAGGGAAGCGUCUCCUCCGCCAUGCGUUCGCCCACGACGGCGAUGAGGAAGAUGUCCGGUCGGUCGAGGCGGUGAGCAACCUAACCAACCGUGACGCUGAAAGCUCCGAGUCAGAGCUUGACGGCUUCGACGAAUGGAAAGGCGGCCACGGCAAGUCCAAGGACGCCAAGGAGGCGCUCCAUGACCUUGUCGAAGAGCUCGAAGAGAAGCGGGACGAGACGCGGGUCGCAGCUCUCGAGAAGCUGAACGUGUUGCUCUGUGCGUCGGCGCUGACGCAAGAAGUGGGCAGCAUCAAGUCGCGGCUCGUCACGGCCGCGUUGGCGUGCUUGAAGAAGCGUCAUCCCGAGUCGGCCGUGCUCUGCUUGCGCUUCUUGGCCCUUGUAUCGAUCACGCUGGGCUCGGACGAAGAGGCUUACUAUAACGGCGUGCUGCAACCGCUUCGCCGGACGGUCACAGACAAGUGCGACACGGAGCUCCGUGUCGAGGCGGUCUACGCACUGAGCAUUUCCGUGUUUAUGUGCACCAACGAAGACCAGCCCAAGUGGGAAGUGCUGGAGCUCCUUGGCUCGAUCCUCACGGGCCGCCACGUGGAGAAGGACGAUAACGAUAGCAUUGGCAGCGAAGACGACCAGCGCGAUGAGAGCGACGACGGGCUCAACGACGACCCGACGCUCAAAGUCGCGGCCAUCGAGUGCUGGGCCUUCUUGCUCAGCUGCUUCAACCCGUCGCAGAUCGUGCCCAUGAUCUACGACCAGAGCUCGAUCAUCGCAGACCACAUCGUGGCGCUGGUCAAUAUGGUGCAAGCGGGCGAAGACACAACGGUGCGCGCCAUGGCGUGCGAGGCGCUGGCGCUCGUCAUCGAGUACAAGUACGCGAUCGCCCAGUCGUCGUGGUCGUACGACCAAGAGUCGUCGUCGAGUCCCAUCUCGGGACUCAUUCCCAAGAUCCAGUCGUUUAUGAAAGAGUCGGGCAAAACGAUCGGAAAGAAGAACCGCAAGACGCAGCGCUCGACGUUCAAGGAGGUGCUCGAGACGCUCGAAACAGGCAUGGGACCACAAGAGCGGGACAUGCACGUCGAGGACGAGCUCAUCGAGAUCAACACGUGGGGCCGGCUCUUCCAGGCGGACGUGCUUCGACGCGAACUCGCAACGGGCUUCCAAGUGCAUUUGAUGCAGAACGAUGUGUUGCGCGAGAUCUUCCAGGUGCGCGGCCACGGCCAAGCCAAGUACAAUAUGAUGUCGACGGCCGAUAAGCGCGCGGGGCACAAGACGAAGGCGCGCAGCCUGCGGGCGUCGAUCGCGAUGCGCCGCCGCGCGCAAAACUCGUUUCUUUACACGGAAUAAAGAGAUCGAGACCCCAGACGGUCGUUGCUUG
This is a messenger RNA of Saprolegnia parasitica CBS 223.65, 1463 nucleotides long. RefSeq lists its product as hypothetical. The record is from RefSeq and is a predicted model, not a curated record. NCBI's taxonomy places the organism in Eukaryota, Oomycota, Saprolegniomycetes, Saprolegniales, Saprolegniaceae. Bases 17 to 1432 code for a protein of 471 amino acids. The transcript has 6 exons.